AUGUCUAGUAAAAUUCCCUUAAAGAAUCUCGCCGAGGAUAUUUUCCUUUUACUCAAAGAUGAUAUUCUUUAUGACCUGAGAAUAAUACUUCCCAAUGGAUACUUUGUUUUCUGUCACAAGGCGAUUUUAAUCGCGAGAUCAGACAGAAUCCGUGAAUUCUUUCAAGAAAGGAAAAUACAACCAAAAAAUAAUAUUGAGACCAUCUUUCUCAAGGAUAUUCUUGAAAAUAUUCCCACUGUAGAAAAUUCCACUCCAAACGCAUAUUUAGGCAUCAAUCGAUAUUUUUACGAGGAUGUUAUCGACUGGGACGAGCACACCCAAUUUCCUCAUGACCUUGUUGCAUUCAUUUUACUCGUGAAUCGAUUACGCAUCGAGAAUUUGAAGCAACCGCUGCUGGGUUACCUGGAUGAAUACUUAUCGACCAAUAAUGCGGUUCCCUUUACGAAUGAGAUGGUCGAACUUUUCUUGAGCGAAGAAAAAAGAAACAACGAAAUAUAUAAAAUGAUUUUAAUGAAAUGCGUGGAAUAUUUCUCGCGGAUGAAUGCAUUUGUGAAUGCACAAUACAAACAGCACGACAUGCAGAAAUUCCUCCUUUUGGCUGUGAAAUUUAUACUGGAAAAUAUUGAUGCAUCGAAGGACGUCGAAGCAAAGUCUGUUCAUGAAACUACAAAGUUCAACUUUAUCAUCCGUUGGUCCAAAGCUCAUGAUGAUAUAAUUGACGAUAUUCAAAAUGUGAAACUUCUCCAAUACGUGGAUUUUGACGCGCUUAAUCUGCAAAUUAUUGCAUCGGAGAUAGAACAGAUCAAAAAACUCGCACCAACUCAGCACGCCGAUAUUAUCGAAAAAUCAUUUUGUAGAUCAAUUGAAGAGAACAACAUGAAACAUCAAAACAACUCGCAAAAAAAAUAUCGAGAAUACGAAAACAUCAUCGAUGAACUCGAAAAAUCUCGGAUCAACUUGCAAAAGAAAUGUCAAGAAUACGAAAACACCAUCGUGAGGAUCAAGUCGGAUUUCCAAAGAAAAUUUCAAGAAUACGAAUGCACCAUCGACGAACUCCAAAACUUGCAAACGAAAUGUCAAGAAUACGAAGACACCAUCGCGAGAAUUCUCAAUUUACCCGAACAAAUUUUAUAUUAUUGA
Molecule: messenger RNA, 1140 nt
Organism: Ambispora gerdemannii
Lineage: Eukaryota; Fungi; Glomeromycota; Glomeromycetes; Archaeosporales; Ambisporaceae
Source: the annotation of a GenBank genome assembly